UUCCAGUGGGCCAGUCAGAGCGAGGACAGACAAAUCAGAGUAAGAAAGAGCAAUGGCAAACAGAUUGACGGAAAGAUGAGAUGAACAAGUGGAAGAUCAGGAAUGGGGAGAGACGAGUUGGAUGUCAUUAUUUCAGAAGAGCAUACUGGAAAGUUUUCUGUGUCACAAAAAAACACUGAAGAUUCCAGGGUGUCUGUUGGACACAUUCUGAUAUCAAGACCAAACUGGAAAUACCACACGUGGUCUAUCUUUAGGAGCCGGUGAACUGGAGUUCACACAUCCUGCUAUUUUAUGCAUGUGGCAGGGGUUGAUGGGUAGGAUGAGGAGCAUCACACUGCUCUGGGUGCUGUGUUCAAGCUGGACCAUCCAAACUCAAGCUCAGAUGAGGAUAUCACCUGAAACGGUUCAACAGUGGGCCAAUACCUUUGGAAAACAGCUUAUGGCCUUAUCAAACAGAUACUCAGGUGCUCAACUCUUACAAAAGAAAUAUAAAGAAGUGGAACCCAUCGUCAAGAUGGAGGAGGUUGAUGGUUUAAAGAUGGUGAAGGAAUUUGCUGAGGAAAUGGAGAACAUGCUGGGCAGAAAAAUGAAAUCAGUUAAGAGAAUGGCAGAGACAGCAGAGGAUGCAGAUUUUUAUCACGAAUUUAAUGCCACAUUAGAAUUUGACUACUACAAUUCCAUGUUGAUUAACACAGUAAAUGAGGAUGGAAACAACAUAGAGCUGGGAGGUGAAUUUCCCUUGGAGGAGAAUGAACACUUCAACAAUCUGCUAGUCAAUACGCAGCAAAGCGUCGUACAAGUGCCCACAAAUGUUUAUAACAAAGACCCUGAUAUUCUGAACGGGGUGUUUAUGUCAGAAGCACUGAAUGACAUAUUUAUCAGUAACUUUGAGAAGGACCCGACUCUAACCUGGCAGUACUUCGGCAGUUCAACCGGAUUCUUCAGACUCUACCCAGGUAUUAAGUGGACACCAGAUGAAAAUGGAGUUGUCACUUUUGAUGGAAGGAAUCGCAACUGGUACAUUCAAGCAGCCACAUCUCCUAAAGACAUCAUUAUCGCUGUGGACAUCAGUGGGAGUAUGAAGGGUUUGAGACUCACUAUUGCUAAACACACCAUCAACACCAUUCUAGACACACUAGGCGAAAACGACUUUGUCAACGUCAUAGCGUACAGUGAUUAUGUCCAAUAUGUAGAGCCCUGUUUUAAAGGCACACUAGUGCAGGCUGACCUGGAUAAUCGUGAGCACUUUAAGCUUUUGGUGCAGGAGUUGCAGGUAAAAGGUGAAGGAAAGGUGAAGAAAGCCAUGAAAGAGUCUUUUAAGAUUCUGAACGAGGCAGCAGCAGAAGGCAGGGGUAGUUUAUGUAAUCAGGCUAUCAUGCUGAUCACUGAUGGAGCCAUGGAGGAUUUCCAGCAGGUGUUUGAGGAGUUCAAUUGGCCAGAUCGCAAGGUGCGUGUGUUCACGUAUCUGAUUGGACGAGAGCUUACAUUUGCUCGCAAUGUCAAAUGGAUUGCUUGCAACAAUAAAGGUUACUACACUCACAUCUCUACUCUGGCGGAUGUACAGGAGAAUGUGAUGGAAUAUCUUCAUGUGCUGAGCAGACCAAUGGUCAUCAACCACGAUCAUGACAUCAUCUGGACAGAGGCUUACAUGGACAGUGUGCUUUUUAACACACAGGCCGAGAGUUUGCUGUUGAUGACCUCUGUGGCCAUGCCUGUGUUCAGCAAGAAAGAAGAGACACUCUCUCACGGCAUCCUUCUUGGUGUGGUUGGCACUGAUGUCCCCUUGAAAGAGCUCAUGAGAUUGGCUCCUCGAUACAAGCUGGGAGUUCAUGGCUAUGCAUUCUUAAACACUAAUAAUGGUUAUAUACUCUCUCAUCCUGACCUUCGACCUCUGUAUAAAGAUGGCAAGAAGCUGAAGCCAAAGCCGAACUAUAACAGUGUGGAUUUAUCAGAGGUGGAGUGGGAGGAUACAGAAGACGCACUGAGAACGGCGAUGGUAAAAGGGGAAAGUGGGACAAUCUCUCUGGACGUCAGAGCAACAGUAGAAAAAGGAAAGAGAGUUGUGUUCCUGAAAAAUGAAUAUUUUUAUACUACCAUCAACGAAACUCCAUUUAGUCUUGGAAUUGUACUUACCAAUGGUCAUGGGAAGAAUGUUUUCAUCGGAAAUGUUUCAGUUGAAGAAGGCCUACAUGACCUGACUGCGUCUGAUGUCAGUAUUUCUAAAGAAUGGACAUACUGUGAGACAGACAUCGAUCCACAUCAUCGCAAACUGACGCAGCUUCAGGCUGUGGUUCGGUAUUUAACAGGAAAAGAACCAGACCUGGAAUGUGAUGAAAGGCUUCUACAGCAGACUCUGUUUGACGCAGUGGUCACAGCUCCUAUGGAAGCCUAUUGGACUGCACUGCUGCUCAACGCCUCCGGUAUUGAUGGGGGAGUGGAGACAGCGUUCCUGGGCACGCGCUCUGGCCUCAUGAGGAUGAUCAGAUAUGCUGGCGUAGAGAAGCGUGUGGCGAAAAAGUUCUUAACUUCAUCAGAUAAGGAGAAUAUUUUUACUCUAGACCAUUUCCCUGUUUGGUAUCGGCGUGCGGCAGAAAAUCCAGCUGGCCGCUUUUUGUACUACGUUCCUACAGAGGACAACUCACAAGUGAACGGCAGGUUUGUGAUUGCUGUCACGUCUGUUACAGUCUCUGUGAGCAAAAAGACAGCAGUUGCUGGAGCCAUCGGUGUGCAGAUGUCUCUUGAGAUGUUGGAAAAAAGGUUUUGGUCCAUAGCCAACCAGCCGAACGACACAGAUUGUUCAGGCAUAGAGGGGGUUUGUCCUUUAAGCUGUAGUGAUAAUCCGGACAUUAGCUGCUACGUCACCGACAGUAAUGGCUUUAUCAUCAUCUCUAAGGACAAGGCUGAUGUAGGCAAGUUUCUGGGGCAAAUCGAUGGGUCGGUGAUGUCCCAACUCUUGAAAAUGGGCAUGUUCAAAAGAGUUUUACUCUAUGACUAUCAGGCCAUGUGUAAGGUGCACACUCACUCUGCUAGUGGCGCUCGACCCCUGCUAAGUCCCUUUUAUAAUCUUUUGGCAGCACUGAAAUGGUUCCUAUCCAACUUCCUGUUCCUUUUACUGGACUUCAACAUCUACAAUCUGUGGCAUUCGGAUCACUUUACAGAGGCCAAGACCUCAUUCCAUGCAUCUAGUAAGAAGCUAAAGGGUGGCAUUCUGCAGCCGUGUGACACUGAAUAUCCCAGCUUUGUCUACGAGCCAUCAAUCAAAGAAACCAACAGCCUGAUCAAGUGUGGGAGAUGUCAAAAGGUGUUCGUUAUUCAACAGAUACCAGAUAGCAACUUGCUGCUGGUGGUGAUUCAGGCUGAUUGUGACUGUUCUCGGCAAUAUCCACCCAUCACCAUGGAGCCCAAAGAGGUCAAAUACAAUGCCUCAGUGAAAUGUGACCGCAUGAGAUCUCAGAAGAUACGAAGAAGGCCUGAGUCUUGUCACGCUUACCACCCUCAAGAAAAUGCCAAGGACUGCGGUGGGGCUGUGGCAAUCAGCCUGUCUAUCAUGCUAUUCUUUGCCUGUUUAUCAGUGUCAGCACUCAUCCAUCGAUGACAGAGAGCCUGUGGAACCCCCAAGAGAAUCACCUAUAGUGCACAGACUUAACUCACCAUGUUAUUAGUUUAGACUAGAACACUUUUUUUCUAAAGUAUAAAGUCUUCAACAUCAAAUUUAAGUAUAGCUUUACUUUGUAGAUUCUUUUUAGACAGUGCUGGGAUUUUAUGACUUUGUCUUGCCACUGAACGACCCGCAGUAAUGUCUAGAAAAAUCAGAGUGAUCAGUGAUUGAAAUGACACCCAGAGAAGGAUGAAGUGAAGCUGUGCUUAACUGAACUGUGACAUUACAGAGGAGAGAGGAUUUAUGGCCAGUAGAAAAUGUGACCAUUUUUUAAUGUGAAGCACAAGAAAAAUGUAUAAAUAUUGGUGUGUGUGUGUGUGUGUCUGUGCAUGUGUGUGUGUAUGAGAGAGAGACAGAAAAACGGUAAUAUUUAACAUGGAUUUUUACAGUACUUUUUUUUAACCAGAGCUGGCCAUUGGCUGAAUAAAUGACUUUCGCGGUAUUUACUGUAUUUACUGUCUGUGAGAGGUUAUUUCAAGAUUUCAGGGAUGCAUUUUAUUUUUACAUUUCUUAUGCACUAUAACUGAUUCAGCAGAUCUUUAUCAACAUUAUAUAUACAUUUCUGUUCUGGAUAAGUGUGCCGUGUUUACUUUCUUAUAUGAAUAAUUCUGUAGUGUGUGUUUUCGCUCAGGUAUAAAUGCACAAGAAGGGAUUUUUGAGAUGUGUGUAUUUGUUUGGAUUUUCUAAUGAUACUGUAACUGGCACUGUAAAUAUUACAUUACAAAAAUCUCAUGUGUCUUACUGUACACCCAAAACUUAAUUUUGAAAUGCUAUUGUGUUACAAGGUGA
Messenger RNA from Danio aesculapii, 4447 nucleotides. It is a transcript of the gene cacna2d4a, whose product is annotated as calcium channel, voltage-dependent, alpha 2/delta subunit 4a. NCBI's taxonomy places the organism in Eukaryota, Metazoa, Chordata, Actinopteri, Cypriniformes, Danionidae. Gene Ontology annotation, cellular component: voltage-gated calcium channel complex. The record is from RefSeq and is a predicted model, not a curated record. The transcript has 39 exons. The coding region runs from base 296 to 3595 and encodes 1099 amino acids. Gene Ontology annotation, molecular function: voltage-gated calcium channel activity.